AUGGACACAACCAUGUACGUAGACUACAGAAUUACAGCUUACAGAAACGUCACGGUACAACUAAACGACACACAAGUGUUCACCUCUGGUGUUCUGCAGAACUCACAGAAUGCUCAGCAUUAUUUCAUCAGCCUCUUCCUCUCUGGGCUCUACACUAUAAUCCUGUUUCCUGUCGGCCUCGUUGGGAACAUCCUCAUCCUGGGGGUCAACCUGGACCAAGAGGGCAGACUGACAGCCCCUGACCUGUACUUCGUGAACCUGGCUGUGGCCGAUCUGUUCCUGGUGGCCGACUCUCUGAUCGAGGUGUUCAACCUGAAGCAGGGCUACUACAACAACGCCGGCCUCUGCACCUUCAUGAACCUGUUCCAGCAGGUCAACAUGUACAGCAGUGUCUUCUUCCUGACCUGGAUGAGCUUUGAUCGUUUUGUGGCGCUCACCAACUUCAUCGGCCGCAGCAUGUCACACGCACGCCUCAGCUGCUGCCUCAUCUGGGUGUUGUCAUGGUUGCUCACUCUGCUGCCCUUGGCUGUAGCGCAAGUGCAGCAUGCAGGGGAAGUGCACUUUUGCUUUGCCAACGUGACACAGAUUCAGUGGCUGGAGGUGAUGCUGGGGUUCUUGCUGCCGUUCUGCGUCCUCGGCCUGUGCUAUGGGAAAAUAGCGCAGGUGCUCCGACGCAGUCAAAGGGAGCAGAACGGCCCACAGCAGAAGCCUCACCGGCAGAAGGCCCUGCGAAUGAUCUCAGCAGCCGUGAUGGUCUUCUUUCUCUGCUGGCUUCCAGAAAAUGUGUUCAUUAGCGUUCACCUCUUGAGGGGCGACUUGGACAGCAGCACACUGUGGCAGGACUAUCCCCUGACAGGACAUGCCGUCAGACUGGCAGCCUUCUCCAACAGCUGCCUGAACCCGCUCAUCUACGGCUUCCUCGGGGAGGCAUUUCGGAAAAAACUCAAAAUAUUCCUCCAGGAGAAGAGCAGAUGGUCCAAACUGCACAGGUCAGCAUCAGGAAAACCCAUCUAUGAACUAGCUGCACCGACGCACCCCAGUACCCCUCACAUUUAAGCUCUCGUGAACUCCAUCAUAUUAUUAUAAAA
Nematolebias whitei (Rio pearlfish) is the source of this 1088-nucleotide messenger RNA. Its product is annotated as G-protein coupled estrogen receptor 1-like. The transcript has a single exon. Gene Ontology annotation, biological process: cellular response to estradiol stimulus; G protein-coupled receptor signaling pathway. Lineage: Eukaryota; Metazoa; Chordata; Actinopteri; Cyprinodontiformes; Rivulidae. Bases 1 to 1056 code for a protein of 351 amino acids. Gene Ontology annotation, cellular component: membrane. The record is from RefSeq and is a predicted model, not a curated record. Gene Ontology annotation, molecular function: nuclear estrogen receptor activity; G protein-coupled receptor activity.